Molecule: messenger RNA, 2276 nt
Organism: Ahaetulla prasina
Lineage: Eukaryota; Metazoa; Chordata; Lepidosauria; Squamata; Colubridae
Gene: KCNJ2
Product: potassium inwardly rectifying channel subfamily J member 2
Exons: 2
Coding region: 429-1706 (425 amino acids)
Biological process (GO): regulation of monoatomic ion transmembrane transport; potassium ion import across plasma membrane
Cellular component (GO): plasma membrane
Molecular function (GO): inward rectifier potassium channel activity
Source: RefSeq, a predicted model, not a curated record
AGCCCAGCGAUUCUCAUUGGUUUGGUUUCAAGAGGUGGAGACACAUGAGCCGGUAUUAAAAAUCACAUGGGUCCUUCAGGCAGCAGCUUAUUCAGUUGUUUCAUUUGCAAGGGGUGCAGCGGUUAGCGGCGGACCUUCGGCAUGCUUGUCUGGAUCUUACGCUCUUAUUCAUAAUAGUCAUUCAUUGCUUAAGCUUUAAAACUCACCCGCAGGUCAUGUCUCUUCCUAGUAGAUGAUUAGUUAAUCAUCAGAAUAUCAGAAGGUUCCCUUUGGCAUAGUCAAGGAUUGACGGAGGCACCAGCUUCUCCCUCAUUUUUUUUUUCAUCUGAGUGUGUUCACAAGAACAUUCAAAACUGUUUCUCCAAAGAGUUCUGCAGAAACUCAGACUGUUUUCUAAAGCAGAAGCACCAGAGUCCACGUUGGAAGCGAUGGGCAGCGUGCGAACCAACCGCUACAGCAUCGUUUCCUCGGAAGAGGAUGGUAUGAAGCUGGCAACUAUGGCAGUGGCCAACGGUUUUGGGAAUGGGAAGAGCAAAGUACACACCAGGCAACAAUGCAGGAGCCGGUUUGUCAAGAAGGAUGGCCAUUGCAAUGUCCAGUUCAUUAACGUGGGUGAAAAAGGUCAGCGAUACCUAGCAGACAUCUUUACCACCUGCGUUGACAUCCGCUGGAGAUGGAUGUUGCUUAUCUUCUGUCUGGCUUUCAUCCUCUCCUGGCUCUUCUUUGGUUGUGUAUUUUGGUUGAUUGCCUUAUUGCAUGGGGACCUAGAGGAAACGGACAAACCUUGUGUGUCUGAGGUGCGCAGCUUUACCGCAGCCUUUCUGUUCUCCAUUGAAACGCAGACCACUAUUGGCUAUGGCUUCAGGUGUGUCACAGACGAGUGCCCUAUUGCAGUCUUCAUGGUGGUUUUCCAGUCAAUAGUUGGCUGCAUCAUUGAUGCCUUCAUCAUUGGCGCUGUCAUGGCUAAGAUGGCGAAACCCAAAAAGAGAAAUGAAACUCUCAUCUUCAGUAACAAUGCUGUGGUAGCCAUGAGAGAUGGAAAACUGUGCUUGAUGUGGAGGGUUGGCAAUCUGCGCAAAAGCCACUUGGUGGAGGCACACGUGAGAGCUCAGCUUCUCAAAUCUCGGAUCACCACUGAAGGAGAAUACAUCCCUCUGGAUCAAAUAGACAUCAAUGUUGGGUUUGACAGCGGGAUAGACCGUAUAUUUUUGGUCUCGCCCAUUACAAUUGUCCACGAAAUAGACGAAGAGAGCCCUUUAUAUGACUUAAGCAAGCAAGAUAUGGACAAUGCAGACUUUGAGAUUGUAGUGAUAUUGGAAGGUAUGGUGGAAGCCACAGCUAUGACCACUCAGUGCCGUAGCUCAUAUCUAGCAAAUGAAAUCCUGUGGGGCCAUCGCUAUGAGCCGGUCCUGUUUGAAGAAAAGAACUACUACAAAGUGGAUUACUCCAGGUUCCACAAAACAUACGAAGUGCCGAACACGCCCCUUUGCAGUGCCAGAGACUUAGCCGAGAAAAAAUAUAUCCUCUCGAAUGCAAAUUCUUUUUGCUAUGAGAAUGAAGUUGCCCUUGCGGGCAAAGAGGAAGAAGACAGUGACAAUGGGGUGCCUGAGAGCACGAGUACAGACACUCAUCCAGAGAUGGACCAUCUUAGCCAAGCAGGGGUGCCCCUAGAACCAAGACCUUUAAGGCGAGAGUCUGAAAUAUGACUGGGGGUGGGGGAGAGAAUACUUUCUGCAAUGUUUAGAAUGUAUCUCACCAUAACGGGCAUGCUGCAUUGAGAAGUGGCUGCAAACAGGUUUUCAGCUGAUGGUACUGUUGGACACGGAUGGGCAAGCAGCCCUAAGGAGUCAAAACCUGAGCUGGUUUUCAAGUGCUGUCUUCAGAGUAGGUACAGCAAGGCGUGAACUUGGAACCUGAAGCACUAUGUCUAUUAAUUGCUAAAAAGGCACAUAUGUUGUAGAAUAAAUUAUGUAUAUAUUUUUUUACAAAACUUGAACUUGCAGGCAAGCUUUGGUUGGGCUCUAUUGUUCGUCAUCCAUUGUUUUUCCUCCCCAAAUGCUUCUCCCUUGGGAACAAGAACAUUUUUAAUGGCAUAACCAAGGCAAGAGUUGCCUUGUGUUUUUUUUUCCUUUUCAAAAUUGCUGCUAACUACUUGAACACAAACUGUAAUUAUUUUUGUCACAGUUUAAUACUUGUUUCCUUUUUGAUAUAUAGAUAUAUAGAUAUAUAAGUAUCCUUUCCACAAAAAAAGGGGGACAAUCCCCCCCAGUUUUGAA